Messenger RNA from Papilio xuthus (Asian swallowtail), 4472 nucleotides. It is a transcript of the gene Mp, whose product is annotated as collagen XV/XVIII-type protein multiplexin. Bases 372 to 3923 code for a protein of 1183 amino acids. NCBI's taxonomy places the organism in Eukaryota, Metazoa, Arthropoda, Insecta, Lepidoptera, Papilionidae. Gene Ontology annotation, biological process: extracellular matrix organization. Gene Ontology annotation, molecular function: extracellular matrix structural constituent conferring tensile strength. The transcript has 27 exons. The record is from RefSeq and is a predicted model, not a curated record.
AGCUACGGGCCACGUGCAACUCGACAACUUGCGCUUAGUUCUUCACGAACUGUGUGGGAGGCUAGUACGCUACAUGAAUUAUACUCUCGAAUGUCAUGCGCUUUAGAGAGCGCACUGCGAAAAAGCGUUUUUCGCCCGCGAACGAAUCAUGCGUGUGUAAGUGUUGAGACCACGUGAUUUUGACAGUAGCAUCGUUUUAAUGCAGGUUAUUUGUGUAUUAACAACAGAGCUAUGUAUAGUAUGUAAUAGACGACAGUGAAAGUGUUUUAUUUUGCUGAUAACGAACGAAUACGAUGCAAUUUAUGAAACAAUGACCGUUUGAAUUAGAAGAUAUCGCGACCAGGGUGAUUUUUUUGGCGCAUUCAUAGACAAUGGAGUUUUUACGGGGCCUUUGGUGGAUUAUAUUCUUCAGUUCGACGACUUGCUCAGCCAACGAUGGACUAUUCGGAUCGAAAUUUCCAAACGACAUACCUGAGUACGAUUUGCUGCGAGCUAUCGGCGUUCCCUUCAGUAAUCCGAAGACGCAGUACUUCGAUGAGGGUCUCGACGGAUUUCCUGCGUACGGGCUCAAACCGGGUUCAGAUAUCAAAUCACCGUAUCGACUUUUCAUGCCCGAAAAGUUGUAUGCCGAAUUCUCGAUAACUGCAACCGUCCGACCGGCGAACAAAGAUGGCGGCUUCCUCUUUUCCGUCGUUAACCCUUUGGAAACCGUCGUACAACUUGGUGUUCAACUAAUACCGUCAGGCCCGGGACUGACUAACAUAUCUUUAUUGUACACAGACGCGAAUGUUUACGCUUUAUCACAGACUAUAGCAUCAUUUGUGGUACCGUCAUUUGCUAAGAAAUGGAGUAGGUUUGGCAUGAAAGUGACCACAGAUAACGUAACUUUGUUUUUAAAUUGUCACGAGUUUGACACAUUGGCGGUAAAGAGGAGCCCGCUAGAAUUGGUCUUCGAUUCGGCGUCGACGUUGUAUGUGGGACAAGCGGGGCCUUUAAUCCGGGGAGCUUUUCAUGGAGCGUUUCAAGAACUCAAGCUGUACGGAUCAUCAUCACAAGCUGAAGUACAAUGUGUCACUACAUUUGAGGAGAUCGGUAACGGCAGCGGUGGAGACGAAAUUGACAUUGACAAUUUUUUGGUGGACCAAGAGGAGGGGGAUGCCGAGGGGUCAGGUCGCUACGGUACCAUGCCGCCGCCCUUCCCACCCCUCCCGCCGGGACUUGAUGGAUAUUCACCGCGAAUGAGAGGAGAAAAAGGAGAUCGCGGACCUAGGGGACCACCUGGUGAAUCGAUUAGAGGCCCGCCAGGACCACCAGGACCUCCAGGUCCACCAGGGACCUCCGGAACUGUGCCAGUACAUGAGUUUUCUGGAUCAGGUGAUGGCCAAGUCUUUGGGGAACAUUAUGUGUCCCCAGGCCAGUGCAGUUGCAACGCGAGCGUUAUACUGUCACUGUUGGAAAAGGCCCCAGAGCUCCGAGGUCCACCUGGACCUCCCGGUGUGAUGGGGAUCGAAGGCAGGAUCGGCGCACCCGGCAUCGCGGGCCAGCCAGGGAUACCUGGUGAAAGAGGACCAGCGGGACUACGAGGAGAGAAAGGGGAGAGAGGGGAUGUAGGAUCACGUGGUCCUGAGGGCCAACCGGGUCCUAAAGGGGAGCCGGGGGUCGACGGCAGAACAGGUAGCCCUGGCCAACCAGGUCCACCCGGACCUCCUGGACCUUCAGACUAUAGUAAUUUCGAGGAAUCGCUUAUGGGAUCAUACGGUGGGGUACUCGGUCGACCUGGUGCUCCAGGACCUAAAGGAGAUGCCGGUCAACCGGGUCCAAUGGGGUUGCAAGGAGAAAGAGGUUUCACCGGACCUAAAGGAGAAAGAGGUCAACCGGGUCAGAACGGAGCUAAAGGUGACCGCGGGCACCCGGGUCCUCAAGGUGAUCGAGGACCUAAAGGUGAACGUGGCAGUCCAGGUCUCGAUGGACGUCCGGGCUUACCUGGGGCAAAUGGUAGAUCUGCCGAAAAAGGGGAAAAAGGUGAAAGAGGUUUACCUGGCCCGCCUGGCCCACCCACACCAGCAAUCGAUAGCUUGACUGGACGCAGCGAACUUUUAUUCGCUGGGCAACAGGAUAUGCAACUGGAAAAAGGUGAAAAGGGUGAAAAAGGAGCUCAAGGCAACGACGGUACUCCUGGUUUUCCGGGCAAGGAUGGAAAACCUGGUGAAAGAGGGGACAUCGGACCAUCAGGGAUGCCAGGAGUAGCCGGUCCUCCAGGUGUACCAGGUCUGAAGGGAGAUAAAGGAGAGAGAGGACCUCCAGGGCCAGUCAGCGUCACAACGUCAGGAUCCGAUAUUUUGACUAUAAAGGGAGACAAAGGAGAGCCUGGUGUUCGCGGGAGAAGGGGUAGGCCGGGCCCUCCUGGGCCUCGAGGGCUUCAAGGUAUCCAAGGCCCUCCGGGGACCCCUGGAAGGACAGGCGAAAAGGGAGAAACAGGCCUGCCUGGCUGGAUGGGACGACCGGGAACACUUGGUCCCCCGGGUACACCGGGACCUGCCGGGCCCAAGGGAGAAAAAGGGGACCCUGGAGGUAACAUUCUCGACGUAUCAAUGUUUAAAGGCGAGAAAGGUGAUCGCGGUCUAGAAGGUACGCCUGGGACCAAAGGUGAUCAAGGACCACCGGGUCCCCCUGGUACUUCAGGGUUGAGGUCCGAAGCCGUGCAAUACGUGCCUGGUCCUCCAGGACCACCGGGACCGCCAGGACCACCCGGUUCUCCAGGCGUAUCUAUCGUAGGACCAAAAGGCGAGCCAGGACAAAGCUAUUACGAAGAAUAUCCAACUCACGGCAGCACCAAAUUUUAUGGAAAACCAAUCGCAAAGAGUCCUUUGGAUGAGCUCAAAGCUUUGCGAGAACUCAAAGAUCUCAAAGACAGAUCUAGAGAUCGCGGAACUUUUGCCACUACUGAAUCGAGGAGUCAUCAUGAAGAAAGUAUUCCAAAACCUGCUCCAACAGUACCAAGCGCUGCUGUAUUCCAAACUACUGAAGAAAUGAUGAGACUUGCGUCAACAAGUCCAGUGGGUGCACUGGCUUAUGUUGCUGAGGAACAAGCGCUCUUCGUUAAAGUUAAUUCUGGAUGGCAAUAUGUUCUGCUCGGUUCGUUGGUGACACAAUCGGCUCCGUCACCGCCCGCGCCAACAACGCCGACGCAUCUGUUGCCAGCAGCGAGUCUGGUCCACUUGCCUAUUCUCACCAACUUAGUUGAGAAUUCCCCGCCUGCGACAUCACUAGGACCCACUUUGCGACUUGCCGCUCUCAAUGAGCCGCUCUCGGGCGACAUGCACGGCGUGCGGCGCGCGGAUUAUGCCUGCUACAGACAGGCUCGUCGCGCUGGAUUCAAGGGUACAUUCAAAGCUCUACUCACCAGUAGAAUCCAAAACCUAGACUCGACGGUGCGUUACUCGGACCGUCAUUUGCCCGUGGUGAACACACGAGGCGAGUUGUUGUUCAAGUCAUUCGCUGAGAUCUUCGAUGGUAGUGGAGGUCUCAUGUCCGGGGCGCCUAGGAUAUACAGUUUCAACGAUAAGAACAUCAUGGCUGACUCUAACUGGCCACAAAAGUUCAUAUGGCAUGGGUCAUAUGUGAAUGGAGAACGGGCGAUGGAGACGUUCUGCGACGAAUGGCAGAGCAAUGACCCGAAGUCGCGAGGAAUGGCGGCUUCUCUUUACUCCCACAAGCUACUCAAUCAAGAAAGAUACACGUGCAACAAUCAUUUCGCAGUAUUAUGUAUUGAAGCAACAUCCCACGUUAGUAACAGAAGAAAAAGAGCAACAAGAAGAUACAACGGUACGAGUUUAAUUGAUGACGAGGACUAUCUUUACAAUGCGGAGGAGUAUCAACAAUUAUUAAGUGACAUUUUUGCUCAACCCUAUAGAGAAAUAUGAAACUAAAUACAUACAUGUAUUCAAUGUUAACUGAAAAAUAUAAAUAUUUGUUUGCUAUCAAACAAAUGCUACGUAAUUAUGAGAUUAAUUGAGUUGCUUAGUGUUCGAUUGAGAUUCCUAUUAAAAUUAAUAUUACGAUACUCAGAGUUUGGAGUAAAAAAGUGUUAGUAGAUGCUUGUAUGUUUUUUAUCAAAAUUCAUACAUAAUAGUUGGUUGUAAUUAGUUAAAGAAUGCGAUCGAAUUUCUUGUGAUUCCAAGAAUUUAAUUUGAGACUGUAAAUAUUGCUUUUACGUUUGGUGUAGUUUGGUUAUUUUAUUUAAAAUCUACUUGUAUUAAAGCAACGAUAUUCUUAAUAAGGGGACUUGCAAACGGCUUAAAAAGAAUAUAGUGUUAAAUAGUUAUAAGACGCAACAAUAUUGUCGAAUUAAAAUUUGACAAAUUAAUAGCCUGAACUUCAAAACCUAUAGUUCUGUCCACCAAAGAAACCUAAAAUAAUAUGAGAAAUACUAAACAAUUAAAACAUUUAUUCUAAUAAUUGCUGGGCGCUAU